AUGAACCCGGAGCCCUUUCCCAAUCCCCGGCCAUUGUCAUCCUCCUUUCCUCGACAAGGAUGGCCCCGAUCCCCAUCUCACGCGCCAGUUGCCGGCCCUUCAAACGCAACCCGGUACGAGUCCGCAGACCACGCUGCAUAUCGUGCCACGCCUCUACGCCAGGUGAACACUGCCCCGGGGCCUUCGUCCCGACCUGUGCGAGCCGAGAAUCGCACUCAGCGGUCCUCGACUGUACCUACCCGACCUGUGCUUGUAAGGGCGUAUUCGGGAGAUGCGGAUAAACCCUCGAGACCAUCUACCAUGUCCCGCCUCUUCUUCCCAUUCUCGGGCUCGAGAACCUCGACUGUGUCUCGUCCGACACAGUCUGAGAUUACAUUUCCGUCCGAUAAGGACUUCAGUAUUGAAUGUAUACUGCAGGCCAUCGAGCCUGAUAUCCGCAGUACGCUGAACUCCAUUGCAGAGAUCUGUGGUCGGAGCAAACUGAGUCUGGCCAAUGAAUACGGGAGUCACAUUGCGCCUCUGGGGGAGAUUUGUGCUCCGACAAAUCCACUGGGACCGGUUGAGGAGGCCAGUCCCAGGGAGGAACAGCGUGGCGACGGACAUACAGUCAUUCUGGAUGAGGCCAAUUCCAUCGGCCCAGCUCGGGACAUGCAUCCGUUCUCAUUCCAUCGCUACCUGGAAAACCUGCGACAUACAUCCAUGAUGGAACAAAAUGCUGGCCAAAGACAGUCGGAUCCUCCGCGAUCCCCUGGCAUGAACUCCGAGGCGGAGACUGUGUUUCCUAUAACGGAGGCUGUCCCGACGCCUUUCACGCGCGAAUUUGCCUCAAAACCUAAGCAUAAUGGGUGUGAUUUACUUGCGAAAAAUGCUUCUGGUACUGGUGAACAAUCGUCCUCGCAGAUGGUCACCCCUGCUGUGGUGUCUGAGGUUCAUUUGGACGCGAGUGCAGAUGAUGGGAUUUCUACGGAAAAUAGCCUUCUCCCCCAAGCUGCUUUAGGUGGCGAUAGCCCAUCUACAAUUGGGACUAGCGGUCCUGAAAUCAUUCAAUCCUUGCUUGGAUGGCUGAAAUGGGCUGCGAACAUGUCUGGUUCUGACGCUAGCCCUGCUUUGCUGUCAGCGGAGGAUCGGCUACGGGCUAUGCUUGAUCGACCGGGGAAUGAGGGUGUUGCUUCUACUGCAACCUGA
Molecule: messenger RNA, 1185 nt
Organism: Penicillium paradoxum
Lineage: Eukaryota; Fungi; Ascomycota; Eurotiomycetes; Eurotiales; Aspergillaceae
Exons: 1
Coding region: 1-1185 (394 amino acids)
Source: RefSeq, a predicted model, not a curated record